AUGUGGUUAAGUCACGUCCUUAUCGCUGCAAAGGUAGUUUUGCUCGUUCGUGGUAAUCAAGUCGUAGACGAUGCUGACUGUGCGAAAACCCACGACUGGUCUCAAACCCCUUGGCUCCCAUCGUUUUCGUUUAAUAACUUAAGCACCGGAACAAUGCAACCUGCUGAUAAUUCAAUGCCUUCAUUUGGUUCGUGGAAUCCAUGGUUAUCGUUUUCUAACUGGAACAUGGCUUCACCAUCCGCAAAUGGAGCACCUGAAUCUGAACCCCCGAGUAUUAAAGAUGAUGACCUUAUUGACGUUCCCAGUGUUGACGAUAAUAGUGUAGAGCAGCAGACACUGGAGACGCCAGCUGUUCAGACAGACGAAGUAACGAUGGAUCCACCAAUUCCAACGACUGACAAUUCGGAGAUGCCUGCUGUCCAGUUACCUGAUGAUAGCACACCUCCACCCGUAGAGCCAAGUACAACUCCGAUUGCCACUGAAGCAAAGAAAUCUACUGCUAAUCCUCCAGCCGCUUCAAGUCCUUCUUCUUCCGUCAAACCGUCGAAAUCGGCUAAUUCAAAUCGUACAGCGACAUCGGACAACUCAAAGCUCUGCGCCAAGAUGCGAGUAAAAAUUUCAGAGGUUGAUCUUAGUGUAGCUGUCGAUGCGAACGAAGAUGAGGUCAAUUUGAAAGUUGUUGCUAUUGCUGCAUUGCCUUCGGGUGGCUCAAUUAUCGCUGUCCAUAGUGGCGAUACCGUGAUCGUUCGAAAGCUGGACGAAAAUGACGAAUUAGUAAGUACUUCAGACGCAGUAACCGUUCCGAUGCAUGAUUUCGCUGAUAUCUACGCUGACGAUGAUGGCUUUGUGCUACUGGGUACAAGAGAUGCAGAAGGUGGUGGUACUUUGAACUGUGGUAAUCCAAGUAACUUAUGCGGUGAAGCUCCAAACCCGUCUGUCCCGUGCUAUGAUAUGUACCUCAUUCGUUACGACGGGUCGUCAGAAACAUGGGCUACAAAACUGACGUCGUCCAGUACGUCAUUACCACCAUAUUCGUCGGGUAAGACGGGACCAGACGUAUACAUGAUUUGGUGGUACGCACAUCACGGCCGCAUCGCCUCAGACGGAACAAACUGGGCAGCUUAUUUUGGUUGUGCUAUCUCAACGUCCGAGAACGGCUGUAUCAAUAUUCAUCAAGGAGAUCGCAUGAAGGUCGUAGAUCCAUCUGGUAAAAUUCUAACGCAAAAAGAUUCGUUCGAUUGGGGCUGUUCACAUUCUGGUUACGAACGUCUCACGUUCGAUGACCGCAAGAAGGGUUACACGUCAAUAUGUAAGACGGAUAACAACAACCGUAUCAUGCCUCCGAACGAUUGGAGCACAACAAUCUACCCGGUUGAUUUAGCAGCUUCCAACCUCGGUGACAUUGUUCCUGACAGUCAGGCGUCUGGUACGAAAUAUUGGACGACAGUGAGCAAUGGUAACGGCGAGAAUGCCAAAGUCCAUCUGAUUCAUUUUGCCAUCAAUUCUGCGUCUGAUGAUGACAUCACUUUAGGUGGAGAUGAUGCUAAUGAACGUGCACCUCAUCUAGCUUCUAUCGGGGAAGGUGGUUUGUUGGCAAUGUGGGAGGGUAGCUCAGCGGGUGGCGAUUUGGUAGAAGGUGGCGAUCGACAAGUGUACGCUCAAGUUCUAGAUGGGUCGACGGGCAAGACAAUUAGCAGUAAGGAGACAGUUGCCAAGUCUGUAGUCGGAAAUCGUUAUCAAGCUCUCAAAAGUUUUCCCGAUGGUACUGUCGCGUAUUUGUCCAAAGGCACGACAGACACGUCGGAUUGCGAGAGCGUCUUGAUUGUAAAUAUCCACUCACUCAAAGAUUUGCAUCCUAUGCUCCUGAUAGUCUCUUACUUCACUCGCUAG
Molecule: messenger RNA, 1890 nt
Organism: Plasmopara halstedii
Lineage: Eukaryota; Oomycota; Peronosporomycetes; Peronosporales; Peronosporaceae
Exons: 4
Coding region: 1-1890 (629 amino acids)
Source: RefSeq, a predicted model, not a curated record